Molecule: messenger RNA, 792 nt
Organism: Aegilops tauschii subsp. strangulata
Lineage: Eukaryota; Viridiplantae; Streptophyta; Magnoliopsida; Poales; Poaceae
Source: RefSeq, a predicted model, not a curated record
AUGAAUGAUAUGAAGGAAAUUCGUAAGGAAUUGCUUCGUAUGCCGGAGAUUUUGUUAGAGAAAAUGAAUAAAACAGGUGUGCGGUACAAAUCAGGCACAAUUGCACAGGAGGAAGAAAAUUUGUAUGGACAGAAUAGUGAGUCCAAGUAUGAAAACAAGUAUCCUAAUAAAGAAUUUCAGUACGAUGACAUACACACACCUAAUGGCCAAAAUGGCAGUGGGAAUUAUGAUUUGGAUUCUGAAGGAGGGGAUUCGUUCAAACUCAGUACUGGUCACUUGAGUAGCUAUAAGGGUGAGAAGGAUGAUCCUAUAGAUGUCCUAGAGCAGUCGGAAAAAAGAGAAGCAUCAUAUCUAAAAACAGAUGAAAUAGAAGUAACAAGAUGGGAAGUGGAAACAAAUGAGCAAGAAGUGUCACAGGGCAUGUCAGAUGAUAAUAGCGAGAUAGAAGAUAAGAAGGAGGUGAUUCUAGGGAAGCGAAGGCGGACUGUGUCAAAGUACCAGAAAUCUCCUUAUGUUAAAAAGACUCCGAAAAAACGUGCGAAACGUUCCGCGAAAGCGAAACUGCUUAAUGAAACAAGCCCUCAGUUUGAUCAUUCUGUGGAUGAUGUGGUGCGUGCAGCUGUGCAGUACGUGAAAGCGUACGAUCACUCACCAAAACAUAAGAACCAUGAAAUAUUCAACAAUGGUAAAGAUGAAGGACUAUGUGCGGUAAUUGACGCUUAUGUGACGUACAUAUCGGAUUCAAGUAUCGCCAAGGAUAGGAAUCUAUUGAUAGUUCGAGAGAAAGAAUGA